Molecule: messenger RNA, 585 nt
Organism: Ostertagia ostertagi
Lineage: Eukaryota; Metazoa; Nematoda; Chromadorea; Rhabditida; Trichostrongylidae
Source: the annotation of a GenBank genome assembly
AUGUUGAGGGUGAAAUACGAAACGAGAAUGCUUCAGAGCGAGGACUUCUCAGUGCCACUCCCCAGAAGAGAAGUGUCUGGUGAUGCAUCAGAGACAGCCAUCAUGAAAUAUUGCGAGUUGAUCCUUGGGAAUGGAGGAACCGGACCACAAAUGCGUGACAAGAGUCCGACAGCUUUGCAGAGUCAUUCAAUCGCCAACACGUACAGUACUAUCUACACAUGUUGGUGCAGCUCUAAUAGAUGGCCUUCUGAAAUCGAAAGCUUUCGAAUCACACUCCAUGCACAUGAUCAGACCUUUUCAACAGAUCAGCAGAGCAGCUCCUUCAAUGUCUCAAUCCAUCAGAAUGGCGACCGCUAUCUAUUAGUAAUGAAAGGAGCACCGGAGAAAAUUCUCAAGGCAUGUUCAACGCUAUUGACCGAGGGAAACGAGAAAGACAAAGACAAGAAAUUUGAAGAAGAUUUUAUCAAGGCUUACGAAACGUUGGGAGGGUUUGGAGAGCGUGUAUUGGGAUUCUGCGAUCUGGACCAUGUAUCCAGAAAAGUUCCUCUGAACUACGUCUUUGACCGAAAUCCGAAUUUCCGCUAA